Messenger RNA from Pomacea canaliculata, 1959 nucleotides. Its product is annotated as scavenger receptor cysteine-rich domain superfamily protein-like. NCBI's taxonomy places the organism in Eukaryota, Metazoa, Mollusca, Gastropoda, Architaenioglossa, Ampullariidae. Gene Ontology annotation, cellular component: membrane. The transcript has 7 exons. The record is from RefSeq and is a predicted model, not a curated record. Bases 760 to 1746 code for a protein of 328 amino acids.
UGUGUUAUAUUAUGUCCCGACACUCAUGCUGGACACCAUAUUCUCACUCAUCCUCAUACUUGCGUAUUCCGUCCACCAACAUAAAGAAAAACUAUAUCAAGCUCCACCUGCCUUGUCACUUCUUGAUAUGAAUAGCUGUACACAUCAAGUAUAUAUACUCGGAAAGAAAAAGUGCCAUACUUCGUAGUUGCUAUGCAUCUAACCCAAACAAAAUAUCGUCGUCCUCAAAAACUUGCUGAUUUCACUCAUACUCUUUCUAUCGACCACACAAAAACCGUAGGACACAUCCUAAGAGAUAUUGUUUGUUUUUUUGAUUUAUUUGUAUUUUUCUUUUUGAAGUAGUAGUGUUUCUGUUUAUGUCAAUGCACUCAUCCGCUCCCUUCCAAAAAAAUAAAAGAUGUUUCUGUUUAUGUCAAUGCACCCAUCCCAUCCCUUCCAAAAAAAAGGGGGUGGGUGGGGGAAAGACCAGUACCAGUCAAGGGACGGGUGAUCGACUGACACUAUUGCCACCAGAAACGCCGACAUUAGAAGAAAACAGUUUUUGCCGUAAACCCGCUUUUUGUUGAUUACAGAGAUCACUACUGGUCAGCCUCGUGUUCAGUCAUCGUGCUAGGAUUGACUUCGGGCCAAGUGGUUAUAUACGCGUUGUACACUAAAAUACUGAACCGCUAGUUGCCUGGUGUAUUCUUCCUUAAGGAGUGUUAUUUUUCAUUGGCUAUAGUUUAACGUGUGCUACUGGACCAGCAAAUUAAUAUUGCGAUGUUGGUGGUAACAUUUGUUUAUUUUGCUUUUCUGCUUUUAAUCCAAUACGUCGAUUCACAGCUGCAAGUCCGGCUAAGGCAUGGACCUGUUCCGUCUGAUGGCGUCCUUCAAAUAUUGUACCAAGGAACGUGGGGCUCAGUGUGUGUCAACAGGUUUAGUAAACAAGAGACAAAGGUGACCUGCAGGAUGCUGGGCUUCAACACGUCGCAAGCUUUAACCUUCUUGGUACCUACUUACCAAGCGGUAUUGGACUAUAUUUUAAUUGAGAACCUGAGGUGCACAGGAGAGGAGACCAGCUUAAAUCAGUGUAGCCAUACAGGGGUUAACACUAGUGCCCGGUGCCUCUAUGCCGUUUAUUCCUCUUGUAACUCAGGAUACAAAAGACUGCGUUUGAGGGAUAGUCAGGACAUCGGACCUAACAGAGGUCAGGUAGAGAUAGACAUCGGAGAUGGUCAAUGGAUGACACUGUGCGUGUCGUCUAACAUCACUGCCGCCGUCGUCUGUAGACAGCUCGGCUUAUCAUCGGAAAGGAAUUCUGCAAUGUUGAUUUCGAGGGAAAUACGUAGUAGAAGAAGAAAAACCAUUUUUUCUGCUUGCCUUGGGAAUGAGACUAGUAUUUUUGAGUGUCAGCACGAGAUGUCUUAUUCGAAGUACUGCUUGUAUAAACUUCUUUGCACACCUCUCACCAUCAAAUCAGAAGGUAGCAGGCAUCCUUUAAUGGAGGAAACAAAUGCUACUUUAAAGUGUGAGAACAAUGAGCGGUCUGAUGUAAUAAAUUACACGUGGCCAGAAAAUGCAGGCGGGUUCCCUGAUGGCAGUAGCCUGAUCAUCACUAGAGUGACCAGGAAACAUCAUGGAAGGCGAGUGAGGUGUGAGGCGAUGUACAGUGAUGGUGGAGUUGUCUCCAGUGACACACUGCAAUUACAGGUUUACUGUGAGUAUUGCGAUCCAGCGAAGAUAAAAACUAUGAAUAAGGCCAAUUAGUCAUCCACAGCAUUUAGUCUUCGUAACCAGAUGAGUUUCAAGUUGAAAAUCCCUCAAAAAAGCGCUUUAUGUACGAACUGCCAGAGGUUGAUCUUAUUUCUUAUUUUUUCUUACUUACUUACUUAAAAGUGUUUGUAUGUGUAUGUGUGUAACCGCGUAAAUGUGUCAACAGAAAUAACUACUUUUGGUUAAAGGAAGAAGUCAGUAAAGAAA